CUUAAACCCCACUUUACCUUUUCACCUCUCCAUAUUCAAUUUCAUUGUUUUAUCAGAUCCUUUCUAUACCUGCAAGUUCUUGCCGUUUUCAGGACGACCUCAUUGGCCUUGUGAAUGUUGAAUUUCUGGGUUCGUUAGCUAACGGAGCUCAUCUUAACCAUUGCAACACGUAACCUGCAACGUGCAAACAUUUGAGUGAGAAAGAAUGAGUUACGGCAGCUCCGAUAUAGGUUCUGGUAGUGGAACAGCUACAAGGACAUUUGAGUUCGGAAGGACCCAUGUGGUGAGGCCUAAAGGGAUGCACCAGGCCACUAUAAUUUGGCUGCAUGGCCUUGGUGAUAAGGGCUCAAGCUGGUCCCAGAUCUUGGAAGCCCUUCCUCUACCAAAUAUAAAAUGGAUUUGCCCCACAGCUCCUACACGACCAGUAAAAUUAUUUGGCGGAUUUCCUUGCGCUGCCUGGUUUGACGUUGGAGAUUUUUCAGAAGAUGCCCCUGAUGAUUUGGAGGGAUUGGAUGCUUCAGCAGCACAUGUUGCCAACCUAUUGUCGACUGAGCCUGCUGAUGUCAAACUUGGUGUUGGGGGCUUCAGUAUGGGUGCUGCAACUGCACUCCACUCUGCCAUGUGCUUUGUUUCAGGAAACUAUGCAAAUGGAAACCUUUACCAGGUCAACCUAAGUGCAAUUGUUGGUCUUAGUGGCUGGCUCUCAUGUUCAAGGAUCUUGAGGAGCCGAGUGGAAGGGUCACAUGAGGCAGCAAGGCGUGCAGCAUCAUUACCUGUUUUUCUCUGUCAUGGGCUAGGUGAUGAUGUCGUUGCAUAUGAACAUGGAAAGAGAUCAGCGCAGAUGUUAAGCUCAGCUGGAUUUCAAAAUCUCACAUUUAGGACUUAUAAUGGGUUAGGUCAUUACACAAUCCCGGAGGAGACCGAUGAAGUCUGUAGUUGGUUGACUGCAACUUUAGGACUCGAGGGAUCUUGAUCGUACCGGUGGGAUAGGAUGGAAGGAAAGCAUAUAAAAUAAGGGUUCGGAGUGGCACUCCAGAAUAGAUGAAAUGGAUAGUAUGAUUGGCGGCACGGUUGCUCUUUUCCUAAAUAAGCUUUUUAACUGAAGCUCUCUUGUAUUUGGUUUUUGUUUGGGGGGGUGGGGAUUGGUGUACUCUACAUGAAUAGAAAUUUUGUUUCUUUUGAUAAUGAUGAAACAUCAUAAUGUUUUUGAUACAUUGCGCAGUAUUGGAGAAAAUUUUGAAUGCAGGAUAGAAUGCUUGAAAUUAUGUGCGCAGUCUUGGGCCGUGCUCGGUCCAAGUUGUAAUAGGCCGAGCUCAGAGUAGCAGUGUUGGUCAUACCAAGGGUCAUCUGUCCUGUGGCCUUAACUAUUAUUAUAAAGAUCCCAAAUUUGAGCAGUGUCUGCAAUGCCGGGUGGAUGUAUCUUUGUCAAGAAAGUAUAGAUGAUUCAACUUUCGACAAGGGUGGGUGGGGGCUACCUCUACGGGAUUGGAUCCACCCAACGAGUAACUGGUUUCUUUUAACUACCAAAAAAGUUCGAUAUUCGGAUUAGAUCAGCGAGAAAGGGCAGAUGUGUAGAACCUUUCAACUAGAUAAUGCUUUUUCCAAAUAUCAUAUUGAUUCUUAUCAAAGAAAGACAGGAUUAAUUGAGGCUAUUCAAACGGGCACAGGUCAACUAAAUGGUGUUUCCGUAGCAAUUGGGAUUAUGUAUCAACAUGUUUUUUUUCUUUAUAUAUAUAUAUAUAUAUAUAUAUUUUAUGAAUUGUUAAAGAUAUAUGCAUGAGAAAAAUCUACUAAUUCAUUUUA
Molecule: messenger RNA, 1803 nt
Organism: Juglans microcarpa x Juglans regia
Lineage: Eukaryota; Viridiplantae; Streptophyta; Magnoliopsida; Fagales; Juglandaceae
Product: acyl-protein thioesterase 1-like
Exons: 10
Coding region: 206-973 (255 amino acids)
Molecular function (GO): hydrolase activity
Source: RefSeq, a predicted model, not a curated record